AUGCAAUUCUGCGUUGCUCUCUUAUUGGGAGUUGUAUCUGGCGUCUGGGCGGCCUACUGGAUGGAGGACCUUCACCGCCAGGGUCUCGCACCGUUCGCUGAAGCAAGCAGAUACAGCGUCUUCAGAAAUGUGAAGCAGUGGGGAGCUAAGGGAGAUGGAGCCAUCAAUGCCGCAAUUAGCGACGGCGAUCGUUGCGGCGGCCCGGACUGUGUUGGCUCAACCACGACGCCGGCCAUUGUUUAUUUCCCUCCCGGAACUUACAUGAUCAGUUCGCCAAUUUUCAGCUACUACUAUACCCAAAUUAUUGGCGACCCUACCAAUAUGCCAGUCAUCAAAGCUUCCCAAAACUUUCCUACCAAUGUGCUCGCCAUGCUGGAUGCCGACCGUUACAUGGACAACGGAAGGCUCAACUUUCUCGCAACAAACGUCUUCUUCAGACAGCUUCGCAACCUCGUCUUUGACACAACGGCUGUUCGUGGGACGAUCACCGGAAUCCAUUGGCCAUCCUCCCAAGCGACCCUGGUCCAGAACUGCGUCUUCAAGCUUUCCUCUAGAGAAGAUGACACCCACGUCGGUAUUUUCAUGGAAGAAGGGAGCGGGGGCAUGAUGGCAGACCUUAUAUUCCACGGCGGCAAAUACGGCGCUCGGUUUGGCAACCAGCAGUACACGAUGCGAAAUCUAACAUUCUAUGACUGCGAUACGGCCAUCGAGCAGAUAUGGAAUUGGGGAUGGACGUACAAAUCGCUUAAGGUUGUUGGUUCCCGCGUAGGUAUCAACAUGUCUUCAAGCGAUGUUGGCUCAGUCACUCUGCUCGACAGCUCGUUUGUCAAUGUCAGCACAGCUUUGAUAUCUGGCCGCAUUCCCGGAAACAAGAUUGGUCUUGGAUCACUGCUGAUCCAGAAUGUCGAAUACAAAAACGUUCCGACAGUAUUGGCAGAAGCUGAUGGGAGGCCGCUUCUAUUGGGAGACGCGAACGGGACAGUCUACGACAGAGGUUACGCAAGAGGCAACACAUAUGCUCCGAAUGGGCCCUUGUGGCUUGAGGGACACGAGUUUAACUUUUCUCAACCUUCGACCCUUAAAAUCGGAGACCGGUACUACGAGAGAUCAAAACCGCAGUACGAGGACUACUCUUCUUCGGACUUUAUAUCAGCCCGAGAUCACAAUGCCUUCGGCGAUGGGCGCACCGACGACACGGACAUGAUCAACAAGGUCAUCCAGGCUGCCGCGAAUUCAUCAUACAUCGCCUUCUUAGAUGCCGGUUAUUACAGGGUCACAGAUACCAUAUUCAUCCCACCCAACACUCGAGUCAUGGGCGAAGGACUCGCCACCGUCAUCAUGGGGACGGGGGAGAAGUUCUCGGAUCCAAAUAACCCACGCCCUGUGGUACAGGUUGGGAAGCUUGGUGAUACUGGGUUUGUCGAAAUUAACGACCUCAUCGCGUCGACGCAGGGGCCAGCUGCAGGCGCCAUCAUGAUCGAGUACAAUCUCAACACGCCAGCAGCUGAGAGCAUGUGUAGUCUGGGAAGCCCCCCGUCGGGGAUGUGGGAUGUCCAUGUCCGCGUCGGUGGCUUCAGAGGAUCUCAGCUUCAAGUUGCUGAGUGUCCCACGACCCCCGAGAGGCUUGACUACGUCAACCCGUCAUGCAUCGCUGGUUAUAUGGGUAUGCAUAUCUCUCCGAGCGCUCGAAAUCUGUACCUGGAAAACAGCUGGAUAUGGGUGGCAGACCAUGACGUUGAUGAUUGGAACCAGACCCAAAUCAGCGUCUUCGUGGCACGGGGAAUGCUGGUUCAGGGGAGCCGUAUCUGGUUGGUUGGAAGCUCUGUUGAGCAUCACGCGUUGUACCAGUACCAGCUGCUCAACGCUUCGGAUGUCUGGAUGGGGCAGAUCCAAACAGAAACCCCUUACUACCAACCCAACCCACCAGCAUCGUACCCUUUCACCCAGCUGAACGACAGCAUUCGCGAUCCUGAUUUUACAGUUGACUGCAGGGAACGCGAGACGGAGAACUCCUUGAGCUCACAAGGUAACCCGUCAUGCGCAAUGGCAUGGGGACUUCGCAUUAUUGGCUCCCAGAAUGUGGUGGUGUUCGGAGCGGGCCUGUACAGUUUCUUCAACAAUUACAACACGAGCUGCAGCACCGUCGAGUCGGGUGAGAACUGCCAGGCGCGCAUUUUCUGGGUUGGCCAGGACACGUCCGACGGAGCUGAACGCCAAGGUAGCGCUGAAGGCGAGGAGAUGCUAGCAGUGGAGGUGUACAACCUCAACACGAUCGGCAGCGCACGGCCAGCGAUGCUGGCACCAGAGCGUGCGACUGACAGCGCCUCUGGCUGA
Molecule: messenger RNA, 2334 nt
Organism: Thermothelomyces thermophilus ATCC 42464
Lineage: Eukaryota; Fungi; Ascomycota; Sordariomycetes; Sordariales; Chaetomiaceae
Product: glycoside hydrolase family 55 protein
Exons: 5
Coding region: 1-2334 (777 amino acids)
Molecular function (GO): polygalacturonase activity
Source: RefSeq, a predicted model, not a curated record